This is a messenger RNA of Amaranthus tricolor (Joseph's coat), 1839 nucleotides long. Its product is annotated as B3 domain-containing protein At2g36080-like. Bases 202 to 1206 code for a protein of 334 amino acids. The record is from RefSeq and is a predicted model, not a curated record. The transcript has 3 exons. Gene Ontology annotation, molecular function: DNA binding; DNA-binding transcription factor activity. Lineage: Eukaryota; Viridiplantae; Streptophyta; Magnoliopsida; Caryophyllales; Amaranthaceae.
UUACAAAUAUCAACCAUAUCAUAUCUCUCUUUCCAACUUUUCCCCGACCUUCCUCCUUCUCCCCCCCUUAUAUUCUCUUCACUUCAACCCCCAAAUAUUUCAUUCAAUCUUCUUUCCUUCUCUCUCUAUCUCACUCAAUAUCAUUUCCUUUUUUCUCCUAUUCUCAUUUCUAUCCCAAAUCAUCCCAAAUCCCAAAUCCCAAUGAAUCAUCUCUCUCUAAAUUCAGAUACUCUCUGGUACACCCCCACAACAAUGGAACCCCCUCAUCACCACCAUCAAAAAUCCCUCCCAUUUUUCUACAACCCUUCUUCUCUUUCUCUCUCUUCUUCCUUCCGAUACGAUGACGUUGAAUCAGACAACAGCACAACCAACAAUAACAAUAAUAACACUUCCCAUUCGAUAAUCAAUGGCGGCAUUGACCGAUCUGAAACGACGUCGUCUUCCCCAUCAUCAAUUGACCAUGAAUACAUGUUUGAAAAACCCUUAACUCCAAGCGAUGUCGGAAAACUUAAUCGACUCGUUAUACCCAAACAGCACGCUGAAAAAUACUUUCCUCUUGCCGGAGAUUCUUCCGUCGUUGAUAAGUCGAAUAAUCCCGGUGCUGGUGGUGGGGUUUUACUAGCGUUUGAAGAUGAGUCUGGAAAGUGCUGGAAGUUUCGAUACUCGUAUUGGAAUUCUAGUCAAAGUUAUGUGUUGACUAAAGGUUGGAGUCGUUACGUUAAAGAGAAGAAACUUGAUGCCGGUGACGUCGUUUUCUUUGAACGUUCUCGUUUUGAAUCUGACAGAUUUUUUAUUGGUUGGCGUCGUCGCGGUUCGGCUUCUACUCAAACUGCUCCGGUUCAGUUUAAUAAUACUCAGAAUUACGGGGUUGUUCAUUCUCAGGGGUAUAAUGGUGCUUCACAGCAACACCAGAUUUCUCCCUUUCUUCAUGCAGGGACAGAAGUUAGGCAGCAUGGAGAAAAAGGGAAGAAAUCAGGAGGGGGAAAUUCAAAAAGAGUAAGAUUAUUUGGGGUAAAUUUGGAAUGCGAAAUAGAAGAAGAAAUAGAAGAAGAGGAACCCCAAACUUCAGAUAAUGGCUCAUCUUUAUCAAGUCAGAAUCAGGGCGUUUCAGUUUCAGGUUUAGGAUUGAGUCCCACCGCCUACAAUUACUUUGACUACGUGGGUUAUCCUCCUAAUCACCACCAUUACGCCUCUCACAUGCUGUAACAGGACAUGAAUUUCACUCAAGAUGUCAACCAAAUAAGAAAUCGGUUAAGAUAAGAUGAUAGGAUUUGACCUUCAACUCUUUUGAAGCAACUUGCACAACAACUUGAGGUUUAUGAGAGCUACGAGGUGUAUGUCUUUUUGGGACUCCCACAAUCUAAUGUUACUAUCCAUUUAUGUUAAAUUCUCGACAUUCUAAUAUGAAAAUUGAAAUAUAUCAAAACAAAGAAAUUUUAGUCUUUAUAAAAUAGUUGUUUUUAUAGUCGGGUAGUAUAUCUUUAUUUAUUUUUGUUUUUUGAAUUUAACGAGUCUGUGAGUAACAUAGAUUGAAGAAUCGGGAGGACAGCCCUAAAAUUGAGGCAUAUUCCUCUAAUAAUGAACUUGUAGAAUUCUUGUAGUACUGAUAAAGAGAGUCCCAAAGGCAAAGGAAUGGAGGAGAUAUAAACAGCACAAGAGAAGAUGUAUGGGGACUAAAACGGGCCCCACUUUUGAUGGAGAAAUGGCAAUUUUGAUAAGUAUAAAUAUACCCAUUUCUCCACGUGCCUGUUUGGGUCAUCACUAUGAUAGUAUUUAAUUGGAACAAAAUAAAUAUGUAUGGAAAUAACAAAAUUAAUAAAUGAGUAAUUAUAUCGUUUA